Mangifera indica (mango) is the source of this 1014-nucleotide messenger RNA. RefSeq names its product myb-related protein 308-like. Bases 114 to 752 code for a protein of 212 amino acids. The record is from RefSeq and is a predicted model, not a curated record. NCBI's taxonomy places the organism in Eukaryota, Viridiplantae, Streptophyta, Magnoliopsida, Sapindales, Anacardiaceae. The transcript has 3 exons.
UUUCCUCUUCUUUCCCUGAUCCCUUGUGCUUCCACAACCUCCUCCUUCCUUCCUUUUUUCUCUCCAUAUAUUUCUACCUCCAUAUAAAUUCAACUAGGGUUUCCAUUUUCUCAAUGAGAAAGCCUUGCUGUGACAAGCAGGACACCAACAAAGGCGCCUGGUCCAAACAAGAAGACCAGAAACUUAUUGAUUAUAUUCGAAAACACGGCGAAGGUUGCUGGCGAACUCUCCCUCAAGCUGCAGGGCUACUUCGCUGUGGUAAAAGUUGUAGACUGAGAUGGAUAAAUUAUCUUCGGCCUGACCUGAAAAGAGGCAACUUUGCCGAGGAUGAAGAAGAUCUCAUCAUCAAACUUCAUGCACUCCUUGGCAAUAGGUGGUCACUGAUAGCUGGAAGAUUGCCUGGGCGUACAGACAAUGAAGUGAAAAAUUAUUGGAAUUCCCAUUUAAGGAGGAAGCUUAUAAACAUGGGGAUCGAUCCAAAUAAUCAUAGAUUAAACCACAGUCUUCCUCGUCCUGCACAUCCUAUCUUGACGAGCAUAGAAACAAUACAAAUGAAAAACGAUAUGAAUAAUACACAACGGUAUGACAAUGAUCAAGUUUCUGAUGCCAGAAGUUGCUUGGACGAUGAGACACCACGUGGGUCGUUGACGUUGCCUGAUUUGAACCUCGAUCUCUCUAUGAGCUUUCCUUCACCUUCUUCAUCACUUGGUAUUAAUAGGGAUGAAGAUCUGGAGAAAAAAAAUCAACAUUGAUCGUAAUCUAAGCCAAAAAGAACAAAUGCCUUCUGACGCUGCCGCACUUGUUCUCUUCCAAUAAUCAGUCUCAUUUUGCACAAAUUAAUUGUUCCAAAUAGCCAAUUAAUAGAAAUCGUCCCAUUUUAGUCAGCUAGAAGAGGGUUGAGAUUUUCUUGUAUAUUUUAGUAGUAAUUGCCUUAAAUAAUAUAUUUUUGACAUAAGUGUAUUGAAUUUCAAGUUAAAUUUCAUUUGCCUAAACUUAGGGCUGGACUUGAAUUGA